Molecule: messenger RNA, 202 nt
Organism: Scutellospora calospora
Lineage: Eukaryota; Fungi; Glomeromycota; Glomeromycetes; Diversisporales; Gigasporaceae
Source: the annotation of a GenBank genome assembly
UGAAAAUGAAGAAAAUGAAAAUAAAAGAGAUAAAACCAAUUUUAAAAAUUUACUUAUAGCUGAAAUGAUUGAUUUAAAUUAUUUAAAUUUUAAUGAAACUGAAAAUAGUUUAAAUUUAAAUAAAACUAUUUUAGAAGAAUUAGAAGUUGAAAAAAGUUCUGAUAUUGAUAUAGAAACAAUUUAUGAAAAAGAAUUUCAAUAA